AUGCUUGUAAAACCAGAAAUUUUUCAAAGACGUAACUGUGGUCCAAUUGUAACAAUUCAACAGAAAGAAUACCUGCAACAAUUGGAACAAUUAUACGAUGACAAAAUGACUUGGCUGUAUACUAACAAUUUUCUGGUCGAAUAUGAAAACGAAAGCGUCCACGAAGUAGCCGAAAAGACACCUAACGGAAAGGUUGAACCAGAAGAUCAAACAAGCAAGGAUGCAUGUGUUCGAGAAAUACUUGAAGAAACAAGACUUCUUGCUGAACCGCAAUACAUAUUUAUAUCGCGAAGGUCGAUAAUAGACCACUCAAAUUUAAAGAAGAAAAAACAGCCCGUGGAAGCUGGUAUCUUUUGA
Molecule: messenger RNA, 357 nt
Organism: Ambispora gerdemannii
Lineage: Eukaryota; Fungi; Glomeromycota; Glomeromycetes; Archaeosporales; Ambisporaceae
Source: the annotation of a GenBank genome assembly